Messenger RNA from Homalodisca vitripennis (glassy-winged sharpshooter), 129 nucleotides. RefSeq lists its product as uncharacterized. The record is from RefSeq and is a predicted model, not a curated record. NCBI's taxonomy places the organism in Eukaryota, Metazoa, Arthropoda, Insecta, Hemiptera, Cicadellidae.
AUGAAGGAGCUUGAGAAGCUGAUUCUCGGUGGGGAUGAUCAGAGCCUUGGGUUUUUCAAAACGAUCAUCUCCAGCCUCACAUCUCUCAAAGAGCUGUGGAUCAGCAUCGAGAAUCCCAGCCCCGAGGCC